AUGACCUCUACACGCUCGCCCAGAUACUUGCAGAUCCUCCAAGCCGAAGACACUGUUCCAGACUUGACAUUGUAUCUUUCCAGUGUAUCAUUCUACUUUUCCUACAUGCUCCGGCAUGACUCGAUGGCUGAAUUGUCCGAUAUCCUGCGCCAGAAUUUGAGCAAAGAGGCUAUUUCAACGGCUCAUAAACGCAAAACAGUUCUUUGCCAGAAGGCUGGGCAAUUCAUAUUGGAGUUGAUCCUUCAAUUUGACAAAAACAAACAGUUUCUUAUAUCUAUGCCGGAUGGAAUACGGGGGAUACUAGACGUUCUUUUCGAGGACGAUGAUCAAUGCCUCAGGAUUAUUGCUGCAGCCAUUAUGAGAGAAGUAGCCAUUUGUGAACCUAAGCUUUCAGAACUAUCUGCGAUUGAUAGCCGGGUCAAACUACUCAAGAACUGCCUAGGCUUUUUUCUACCAAACCGGAACUCCUCAUGGCUCAAGGAAGCUAUGAAGAUUAUAUCCGACCGCAUUAAACCACGUCAUGACUCAUUUUGCACCAUGGCUGUUUCCAUUGAAGGAUUAGAGGGAUAUACUAUCCCAGCGGAUUGCCUUUUUUUUACGGUUUCCCAAAGUAGCGUUAUUGUCCUGAUCAUGGACAAGAACCGAUUUAACCUCAUAGAUAUCCCCCUGGGCUCUAUCAAAGGCGUAGAAGCGAAGGGCAAUAAGCUGAGAAUCCUCCUUGGGCAAAGGUGUUACUUGCUGGUGAACGGAAUCGAACAAUAUUCGAAUAACAUCCUCGUUGGGAUGGAAAAGUUAACCACCAGAGACAAUGAGACAAUCCUCUAUAAACGGCCAAAAGAGGGGGCCAUGACGAUUAUUGCUUUCCAGGACUGUGUUAAUGACUCUGACCAAGAAGGUUCCAUAGGCUCGCAUAUACCUAUCCCUACGGACAGCGGCUAUGAUGUUGGGUGCAUGCUGUGGCAAGAACCCCAUCGGCAACCCUCUUCUUCUGCCAUAAUUGAACUCCCGACCGGCGAGGAGGUUCUAUCCGUGUCACAGUUAUCCUUGCAAUCCAGCCAUCCUCUCCAGCCUCAACCACUCCCUCAGCAACCGCCAGAACAGUACAUUUCUAAUCAGACGGGAGGGGCGCCCGCAACUGGAGGUGUGUCUCCUACAAUUCGGAAACAACUGCAACCACUGAACGCUUCGCCACACUCUGUAAACCAGCCUUCCAAGCAAGUACCAACUGAAGCUACUAAAAAUCAUGUCGAAGUCUUGCAAACUUCACCAAUCUCGUCGAUUUCGCCAACUUCAAAUGUUGAGGAGGUUGGAGAGGUGGACCGUGCGGCGGGGGUGUUAGAUGACUUGCCUAAUCUGGCAAAACAGGCACUUCUCCUUCAACCUCAACUUCUGAACCUCAGCUUGCAAACAACAGAGAAGGAGACAACAGAUACACCGCCUCUCGAAGACGGAGCAUGCGGAAAGUUGACAUUGGCAGCUGAGAAGCCCACGGCAAUUAUACCUGACUCGCAGCCUGUGGUUGAUGUGGUAGAUACCAUGGCAGGUUCUGGGCCCUUCAAAUCACCUCAGGAAACUGAAAAGGCCACAGGCGAGUCCGGUUCAGCUAAUAACUCUCGUUUAAAGCGACCUACACAUAAGCUAUGCGGCUCAUCUUCGAAGAAAGCAGACCUCGACUGGGAUGAAGGCCUUCGCGUGGAACCGGAUAUUCCCCUACCACAGCCAGAGACUUCUGCGUCCGCAAAGAAUGCUAAACAGGCGCCACAAGAUAUUGAGAAAACAAGAACCAAAGGGAGGAAGAAAUCAAAUUCUAGGGCCAAACAGAAGAUCAAACCGCUAGAAUUGACGUCCCAGACUAGCAACGCUUUAAAAGAAAACAAAAGAAACAACCAGGUUACCAAGACCUUGACCUCUGCCCGUCAAACCCGGAAUGCUGCUGAAGCGGCCAACAAAAAGAUGGCCCUCGCGGCUGAGCGGGAGAAUGCUGUAUAUGGCCCUGACGACCCUAUUGAAUCAAGCUACCCAGGGUCUACAAGCUUAGAAGAUCUUGCAGAACAUAUUCAAAUUGAUGAUCAAUCUAUGCCACAAGCAGACCCACCUCCGCCAAAUCGUGAGUCCACAACUACAGCAAAGCCGUUAACUAAUGACUCGAGUGAUCUUUCAGGAGGAGUACCUUUACACUGCGGCAAAGAUGCCAUGGUGGAAACUCCAGGCGUGGCUCCAGAAACUUUAGGAAAGCAAGCCACAAAAUCUCAGGAAACAAAGGCAACUGGACUUGAUUCCAGAAAGGACUCCGUGAUAAAUCUAUGCAGUGAUAGCCCUCAGGAUGAGGGUACCAACCAAACAAGACAAAGUAAAACCAAACAAAUAUCAGGGGUGGAUUUACCGACAAUAACAGCAGACUGCAUUUCAGAAGAAGCUGCGAUGCGUAAUAAGCCUCAGUCUAUAGCAAAGAAGCUUGCGGCUACCUUAGCAUGCUUAGGACUUGCGCCUGUUAAGGAAAGACAAACAACCAAAACUUUGGAAAAUAAAGAAGGUGCAGAUACUACACUAAACCUAGUAAGUCAGAGAAAGCGAGAAACUGGUAAUCCUUCUCAAGUUUCCAAAAAUGUGUGUGAGUUCAUGUCUCGCAACCAACUGUCAGCGCAGAAACCAAUUAUCGCAUCAAACGCUCGCAAAUCGGGUCAAGAGAAAUCGAAGAAUCAAGGGAAACCGACCUCAAAACCUGCUGAGGUUAACUCUAGUGCUUUAUCUUUGCAAAAGGGUAAUCGAACUGCAAAUGUAGUGCAGACAGAAAUACCUCCAAUGACAACAAGGUAUGAACAGCAAAAACCCACCCGGUCCGUUAAAUUUGACUUGGGAGUAAGCCAUACUCCUACAUCUAGCACUGGGCCAUCAGAUAAUGUGAAUUCUAUCGAUGGUAAAGCCGUACUGGCUUCAACAACAAGGCAUAACGGUGGCUCGUCACUGUCAAGCUUAACAAAUGAUGAUGCUCCUAUGGCCUCAGAAAAUACUGAGGAUGAAGACGAAGAGCAGACCUCCAGUUCGUUGGAUGAGUUACCGAAGUACACUUCAGUACGCCCGAAACAGAUUGGAUGGCAGUCUCGAACGGUCGACGAAAAUGGAAGCCCAAUACCACGGCUGCAACAUGCCAGAAAAAGUUAUAGCCAGCGUGUCCUUGGAGUGCUAGAUGAAACAGAUAAACCGAAAGUGCCCCCUCACCUAGAUAUGCCACCUGCAAUCUCGGAGCACUCUCAAGUUCAAGGAAUGACUACCUUCAAUCCAUCAGCCUAUAGUAAUUCGAAGACGAGGACCAACAGAGACAUAGCUGGCAGGCAUUCAUUUCAAUCAUCAAAUAUGUUUGCGCCGGGGGAGAGGCACGUCCGCCGGUGUCAUUCUAUGAAAGCAAAUGAUCAAUUCCAUGAUCAGAAGGUACCCCGUGGAAAAUUUGAGGGCCGGAAUAAAUCCGCUACAUCAUCGUAUAAGAAGUCAUUUGAUUUGAUGCAGCGGUUGAAGGCUCAUCAAACCAAUCCAAUACCACGAACCAUGGGCAAGAGACACCAUAUGAUAGAUGUGAGAGACUCGAAGCCAUUCAAGGUCAUAGAGCAUGAUGAAGAUGCCGUAAACACAGAGGCAGAGACUGAUGAAGAAUGUUCUCCCCCGCGAUAUCCACCGGAGUCCUCGGAAUACGUAGAAUCUCAAGGGCAUGAGUGGGAGAAACAAUUGCGGGACAACUACAAAGGGGGGAGAGAUAUUUUGCUUGAUACAAGUAAACAACUCUCCCGCGAGUUAUGGGAGAGUGAAAAUAGAUUAUACAAAUCGGUGGACAUUUACCGAGUUGGCUGUACUAGGAUGAUCGAUCAGCUGGAGGAAAUCCAGUUAGAAAAGCUUGACCAAAGUGAAAACGCUCUCAGGCCAAUCAAGAAAAGAUUUUUAGGGAUGUUUGAGAAUUUCUCUAAAAGAUUAGAGAAUGAUCUUGAGUCUAUUCACAAGGCAUCCUCAACUCUACCUACCACUGCUAACAGAGGUCAACGGCUUAACAACGAUAUUAACUCGGCGAUUGAUGAAUACAAAUCAAGACUAAUUAGGUCAACAAAUAUUUAG
This is a messenger RNA of Trichophyton rubrum CBS 118892, 4101 nucleotides long. RefSeq lists its product as uncharacterized. Lineage: Eukaryota; Fungi; Ascomycota; Eurotiomycetes; Onygenales; Arthrodermataceae. The coding region runs from base 1 to 4101 and encodes 1366 amino acids. The transcript has 6 exons. The record is from RefSeq and is a predicted model, not a curated record.